This is a messenger RNA of Spea bombifrons (plains spadefoot toad), 1973 nucleotides long. RefSeq names its product acyl-coenzyme A amino acid N-acyltransferase 1-like. The record is from RefSeq and is a predicted model, not a curated record. The coding region runs from base 227 to 1471 and encodes 414 amino acids. Gene Ontology annotation, molecular function: fatty acyl-CoA hydrolase activity. NCBI's taxonomy places the organism in Eukaryota, Metazoa, Chordata, Amphibia, Anura, Pelobatidae. The transcript has 4 exons. Gene Ontology annotation, biological process: fatty acid metabolic process; acyl-CoA metabolic process.
CUUUCAGUAAGUUGAAAAUAAAGCUAGAAAAGGAAAAGGAGCCAUGUUCAUGAUUUUAUAGUUGGAAUGGUCCUUCAACUACCUAGGGAAAUUAAAAUAAAGACAGCAAGGUGACUUGUGCCCUGCAAUAUUUGUAGCGUGAGGAAGUUCUGAAGAAAUACAUAAAAGGAAGUACAUCCAAACUUAAGGAGAUCAGUUAUCGGGAUUACUACAGAUACAUUAAAAAAUGGUUGUCCUCAAUGUUUUUCCAGAUGUUGGCAUGGCUGAUGAGUGUGUGCAAAUUACUGCUACAGGUCUCAAACCUCUACAACCAGUGACCAUUCGCUUAACACUUCAGGAUGACAAAGGAGAGUUCUUUCAAUCUAGGGCAUUCUACAAAGCUAAUGCUCGAGGAGAAGUCAAUUUAGAAAGAGAUUCUGCUGUGGGAGGGACAUAUUGUGGUGUGGAGCCAAUGGGUCUCAUAUGGUCUUUGAAGCCUCUAAAACCAUUUAAGAGACCGGUUAAGACAGCAAUAAAAGAUAGUCCAUUUCGAUACACAAUAGACCUCUUUGAUUCCUUGCAAAUAGGAGUGACAGCUGAUUCACAACCUACAAUUACUAAGAAAUUUGAGAGAUGGUUCAUGUCUCUUGAAACACAAAAGAUUACAAUAAAAGAUGGAAGAAUUCGUGGAACACUCUUCAUUCCUUCAGGUAAGGGUCCAUUUCCUGGUGUCAUUGAUAUGUAUGGCGGAGCUGGAGGCCUUGUAGAGUACAGAGCAAGCCUUCUUGCCAACCAUGGGUUUGUAGUCCUAGCACUUGCUUUCUUUGCAUAUGAUGACCUUCCAAGAUCAUUUCACAAGCUGGACCUAGAAUAUUUUGAAGACGCUGCUGAGCUACUUUUGAGUAAUCCCAAGGUGGCUGGACCAAAAGUUGGUGUUUUAGGGGUCUCAAAAGGUGCAGAGAUUGCACUCAUGAUGUCUUCCUUCUUGCCACAAAUUGGAGCUACUGUUAGCAUUAAUGGAACUUGCAACCUGUAUGGAAGUACAUUUUACUAUAAAGGCAAACCUAUUCUGAAAGGCACUAACUACAAUCAAGAGAAAAUGAUGAUAACUGAAGAAGGUCUGAUGUGUACCACUGGACUAUAUGAUGAAAACUCUGACUCCUGUAUUCCAGUAGAAAACGCAUCUGGUCAGAUCCUUUUUGUUGCUGGUGAAGCAGAUCAAUAUUAUAACAGUACAUAUUUUGCUGAAAAAGCUAUGGCUAGGAUGAAGAAAUAUUUAAAGACCAAUGGGAGAUUAAUGUCCAUGCCUGGAGCAGGCCAUUUAAUAGAACCUCCUGGUUUCCCUUUUUGUUGGGCUUCAGAUCUCCGUGGUAACAGACUACCAGUUUUGUGGGGUGGGGAGAUGUUCCCUCAUUGUUUAGCUCAAGAUUUCAUAUGGAAGGAAUGCCGAUCUUUCCUUCUCAAACACCUGAAUCAGGCUAGUAAACUAUAAAAUGUUAUAUCAAAUAAUCAACCAUACUAGUAGAAAUUGCUAUACACAACAUUAUUAAGCCCUAAUGUUUGUUGAUGCAAACAAAAACAUUUUAUACAUUAAACUUUAAUACCAAAACAAAAUGCACAUUCUGUCAUGAGCUGCCUCUGUCUCCCAGGACAUAUUAAAUAAGCAUACAAUCAAUUCUUUAACCAUUAUUGAGAUUGUACUAUUUGAUAAAGGUUUAAGUGCCUUAUUAUUGCUGCCAUAUUCCCAGCGCUGGGAAUUUUCUGGGUUUUCCCCAGAAUCUGUGAUUUUCUCCUGCAAAAAGGUUUGAGUUGUUCCUGCAUAAAGAUUUCUUAAACUGAUUUAGGUAUACAUUCUACAGGGCAAACUAAGCCACUCGUACAGAAGAAGCUUAUUGGGCUUUGACGUUCCUAAAUAUCAGCGAGUUGAAUGUUUUUUCUUGUAUCAUGCAGUGUUAGAGUUAAUUAGAAAGUAAUGAAAGCCCUUUUUAUACUAA